ACAGUGUGAGGGGAGACAGUGCCAGUCCUGCGCUGGCACUAUUUUUUGAAGCCCAAAAACCGCAUUUUAGGGGGGCCACGGACAAAUCACAGUAACAGCCGUCGACACCUCCCGCUCUCCUCGCCGGGGGAUGGAGGUCUGCCGUUAAAGACUUGGGGGUAGGGGGGGACCGGAGUCUGUCGGAAUUUCGCCAAAAUUACGACGGGAAUCAAGUACAGCUCCCUGUCUCCCGGUAACGGGAGAGACCACCGGCCGCUCGUGAUGUCUCGUGCCAAGGAGCGGCUGAAAGGCGGGAAUGAGACCAAGGACAGCGUCACUCUGCUGCCGUGCUUUUAUUUUGUAGAGCUCCCUAUCCUGGCCUCCUCUGUUGUCAGUCUUUAUUUCCUGGAGCUGACGGAUAUUUUCCAGCCGGUGCAUUCUGGUUACAGCUGUAGUGACCGCAGUCUGUCUCUGCCCUACAUCCUGCCCAGACAGGAAGUCUGCCCACUGCCUCUGCUCUUCAGCUUAGCUUUCGCCGCUCCCACCGCCACUAUUCUUAUAGGAGAGGCCAUUCUGUACUGCUAUCUCUCCAGGAGGUCAUCAGCUACACAGACUGAGGCCAACAUCAACGCUGCAGGCUGUAAUUUUAACUCCUACAUCCGCAGGGCUGUACGCUUCAUAGGUGUCCAUAUCUUUGGCCUGUGUGUGACAGCACUGAUAACUGAUAUCCUCCAGCUGUCCACUGGUCAACACACCCCCUACUGGUUGGAUGUUUGUAAACCCAACUUGACCCACAUUAACAUGUCCACUUGUGAUGAAGCCUUUAUUCUGGAGGAUAUCUGCUCUGGACAGGACACUGGGCUCAUCAAUGCUGGGAGGAAGUCUUUCCCCUCCCAGCAUGCAACUCUGGCUGCCUUUGCUGCUGUCUACAUCUCAAUGUACUUCAACACAGUGCUGACAGACUCUGCCAAGCUGCUGAAGCCUCUCCUGGUAUUCUCUUUUGUCAUGCUGGCUAUCCUGGCUGGGUUAACCAGGAUUAUCCAGUUUAGAAACCAUCCUGUAGAUGUCUACUGCGGAUGGUUGCUGGGAGCUGCCAUCGCUGUCUAUCUGGGUGUGUAUGCAGUGGGGAAUUUCCAGCCCAGUGAGGAUCGGUCCAGAAGUCGAGCACCUACCCCAACCCUGAGAGAGCCCCCCCUCUCCUCCCUACCCAAUGUCAGCCAGUCAGCAAUUAGCAACAGCCACCAAGGUCACCACACCCUGGCUCCCAGCCAACCAGAGCCCAUCAUUACCAGGACCUCUUCCCACACUCUGUCCCCCAACCAACCAGAGCCUAUCUUGACUCGAAGCGCCUCCUACCGAGAACCGUCCCUGUCCAGUCUCAAGAGAGCCAGUGCUGAGGUGGAGGUGAUAACUCCAUCCAGUCCCCUGGGCAACCAUGAAAACAUGAUGACCUUCAGUAGCAGCACACUGCCAAGGUCCCACGGAGGCUCCUCAUUGGAGGAGGGUCGCAUUCCACGCCGUCAUGCCUCCAUCCACGCAUCAAUGGACUCAACCCGAUCCAAACAACUGCUCAGCCAGUGGAAGAAUAAAAAUGACAACAGGAAGCUAUCUCUGCAGGUGAUGGAUGGAAUAAGGCCAGCAUCAUCCUCAUCUCCUCAGAGGAACAUGGAGCUGCGCUGCUCCUCUGAACCCUCUGCUAUGGGCUUGGAGGCAGAGCUUCGUGGGGUAACACACCUGCCUACACUUAUCUCUUGUCAGGAAACAGAGUUGCGUGCUGGGGCCCACAUCCCAGCUCAGUACAUGAAACUGGCAGCAAGCUCUGUUCCUAUGACUAAUCAUAAUCACAUGGCCCAUAAUGGCAGCACCGGAUUGGCUGGUGGAGCCAGAGUGUCUAUUCAGUCUCGGCCGGGAUCUUCUCAGCUGGUUCACAUUCCUGAGGAGGAAAAUCUCACCUGCAAGGAUCAGGAGAGUGAAUCAGAGGACAGCAUUAUGGAUGGAGGUGGGUCAGUGAGGGAAAAGUGGCUGAGAGUGGCUGAGAAGACAACAAUUCCCUGCCGGCCGCUCAGUGCUGGAGGACAGCCUCGUCUCAUGCAGGUGAUAGCCUUAUCCAAACAGCAGGGUCUGCUUCACUCUCCUCGCUCAGAGGAUGGUGGAAGCACCGUCAGCUGCACUGGAUCUAUUCGGUACCGAGCCCUGACAGACCAGGACCCAUCACCACCAGCCUCCACCACCGGAGCAGUGGGAGGAGGAGGAGGAGGUUUAGAGAGAAGUGGCAGUAUAGUCCGUGUUGAAGCCCACCCAGAGUCCAGAUCAAACAAACCUGUGGUGAAACCUCCGAGCACUGAUGGAAGUGGCUCCUGGCGAUGGAAACCACCAGAACAACGAGCUUCGCUCCGACAGUCAGGUUUCGCCCUUAAUGACCUGAACAGACACACAGACAGCUGUGAUUCGCUGAGAGAUGGAGGGUCAGUGGAUGGACGGAGAAGCGUGACAGGAACUGAAACGGAGAGUGAAGGUGGUGGAGACGGAGGGGGAGGGGGAGGAGGAGGAGGAGGAGGAGGAGGUGUAUACACAAACCACCCACAUGUUGUACACCCUUUACAUCCCUUACAUCCCAAUAACCCCAACAACUUCCAGCACCCCAAUUUUAACCCUAACAACCCCAACUUUAAUAAUACCCACUUUAACUUCAACCCCAACUCUGCCAACUUCAACCCCAACUCUGCAAACUUCAACCCCAACUCUGCCAACUCCAAUAUGUCAUUCACCCCUACUGCCACCUUUGCGCCUCCAUUCCACCCCCACCCUCAGGCCAUCACCACCAUCAGGGUCACCCCAGUGGAGGGAACGGCUGCGAGCAGCGACGGUGGCUCAGACAGCCAAUCAGCUGCCUCGUCCAGCCGCGAGUCCACCCUGAGGAGGAAGAGCAGCUCCCAUAUCGUCCACGUCCCCGAUCGAGGGCCCACCCCCGACCUUCACAAUAACCACCGCCUCUGUGAUGACAGUAACCGCAUCGACAAUGAAAGCAGCAACCGUUUCCAUGAAAACCUUCGAAGUUUUCAAGAAAACCCCAUCCACCCCAACCACCCCAACCACCCCAACAGGCAGUUGCAGGGUAUGUUUGGCCGUCCUAGCCCAACCCCUCCCCCUACUUUACCCCGCCCCGUCCUGACUCACACCCCGCCUCCUACUCUGGGGUUGGCCUAUAAAGAAUGACACGCUCAGUGUUG
This is a messenger RNA of Epinephelus moara (kelp grouper), 3209 nucleotides long. RefSeq names its product phospholipid phosphatase-related protein type 4-like. The transcript has 11 exons. Bases 262 to 3195 code for a protein of 977 amino acids. Lineage: Eukaryota; Metazoa; Chordata; Actinopteri; Perciformes; Serranidae. Gene Ontology annotation, molecular function: phosphatidate phosphatase activity. The record is from RefSeq and is a predicted model, not a curated record. Gene Ontology annotation, biological process: phospholipid metabolic process; signal transduction; axonogenesis.